AUGGCUAUAAUUUUGGCUGGAAGUGAAGGCGAAACAAAGCGAGAAAUUCUCUCAGCAUUGCAACUCCCCACGGACAUUGGGAAUGACGAGAUCCACAACGCAAUGGGACGUUUUAUUUCUAGUUGUUUUGAGUCCACACCCGGCGUGACAGUAUCUGUUGGAAACCGAGUUUUUGUAAGACAAGAAACAAACGUUAUUGCACAAUAUCAGGAGUUACUGAGCAAGAAUUAUGGAGCAGGUUUCGAGAGUGUGGACUUUCGCGGUGCUACCGAGGCUGUACGGAAGCACAUUAAUGGUUGGAUUAGCAAUGAAACCAAGGGAAAGAUUCAGAAUUUAUUUACCCCGGGUAGUCUGGAUCCGGCAACUUGUGUGUUGAUCGCAAAUGCCCUAUAUUUCAAGGGCGCAUGGCAGUACGAAUUUAACAAAUUGUUAACCAGGGAAGCGGAAUUUCAUCUCCUGAAUGGAGAGAGGAAGAAAAUAAAAAUGAUGUUUGAGGAGAAAUUCUUCGAAUACGCCACUUUGUCUGAUUUGAAUGCAGUUGCGGUAAAAAUGCCAUUCCGAGAGUCCAGAUGGAAGAUGUUGAUAGUUUUACCAAACGAACAUGAUGGCCUGAACACAUUGUUACCAAAACUUCAAUCUGGUCAACUGAAAAAUGUUUUGGAUGGACAAUUUGACAGGAUGAAAGUAGACCUUUUUCUACCACGCUUCAAGUUGAACGAGAAUAGGGGAAUCGAUGUAGUAAAGCUUUUAGGGAAGCUUGGUAUAAACUCGGUGUUCUCCUUCUCUACUGCCAAUCUACAACGAAUAUGUGAGCGUGAACCACUUUUUGUUUCCGCUGUGAAUCAUAAGGCGAUUUUAGAAGUGGACGAGGAAGGAGCCACGGCUGCUGCCACAACAUACGCAAUAAUGACAAAUUGUUACCGGCCACCCUCCCCACCUCCAAUAAUCGUCCGCGUUGAUCAUCCGUUCUUCUUGUCCCUCAUCUACGAUGAUAAGAUUCCGGUGUUCUUGGGACACGUGACCGAUCCGGAGGUGAACUAA
This is a messenger RNA of Echinostoma caproni, 1041 nucleotides long. The record is from the annotation of a GenBank genome assembly. Lineage: Eukaryota; Metazoa; Platyhelminthes; Trematoda; Plagiorchiida; Echinostomatidae.